Molecule: messenger RNA, 1854 nt
Organism: Exophiala bonariae
Lineage: Eukaryota; Fungi; Ascomycota; Eurotiomycetes; Chaetothyriales; Herpotrichiellaceae
Exons: 4
Coding region: 1-1854 (617 amino acids)
Biological process (GO): DNA-templated transcription
Molecular function (GO): zinc ion binding; DNA binding
Source: RefSeq, a predicted model, not a curated record
AUGCAGGAGCAUUCCGAUAAGCAAGUACACCUCACAAAUGUAGAGGUCAUAACUGAACGCGAAAACAACCCUCAAGUUAACAGCAACACACAGAAUGAGGCUAAUUUAGGAGCAAACCAUGUUAAGGAGGUAGGAGAUCAAGACGCAGAUCAUACAGAGUCCGUGCUCGUGCCAUACCAUGCAGGUGAAGCUGAAGGUCUUGACUUCAUUGUAGACAUCUGCGCUCCAGAUCGACCAGUCAAGGGAAGCACAUAUAUCAUUAAACGGACUGUUCACCAGAGAGAACACUUGUCAGAGGCAAGGGACGGUACCCGCUCGUCAUUGCCACCCGCUACAAUCUGUGAUGAGCUGAUCCACCACUUCUUCAACCUGGUCUAUCCAUUUCUCCCUGUUAUUGAUGCUGGAAGUUUCCUUACUCAGUAUAAACAAGACUUGAGUAGCAUCAGCAGCCUACUGUUGUGGUCGCUAUUCUUCUCCGCUGCAAGUUAUGUUCGAUUAGAUGCUAUCAAGCCUCACGGAUUUAAGUCGCGCAAAUCUUUCAAGGAGUAUUGCUAUCAACAUGCAAAGGCAAUAUACGACGCCCAGACUGAAAGUGACAAGACCUCGAUUAUAUCAUCAGCUAUCCUCCUGGCAUUCUGGUACGUUGACCUGGAAGACCUCGAUGGCUGCAGCCACUGGCUCGGCAUUGCAAUUAAUUUGUGUCAUGGUGUUGGCCUCCACCGUGAACCAUAUUAUGCAAGAGUUCCCGACUCUCCGUUCCCUCCUUCCAGGCUCUCUCUUUGGAGAAGAAUCUGGUGGUCCUGCUAUUACCGAGAUGCCUGGAUCGCCUAUGCAUUUGGCCGUCCAAUGCGGCUUCAUUUGGACGACUCUGACCUGGAGAUGCCACAGGCCGCAGACAUAAUGGUUGAUGUAAAGGACUUGUCAUUGGAUUUACGCGAUAAAUAUUUGCCGCCUGAUUUCGACCGGCUUGCGACUCUGUGGAUCACAUUACUUCAUUUAUCAAUCAAGCUAGAACAUAUUCUGCUGUUCCACUACAGACCAAGGCGACCCCCUUUAUCGUUAACACAACUGGAGCUUGACUACAACGAGAUUAUGGAACUUUGUAGUACCCUCCCAGCAGACAACAGCUCUCUGGGCCAGCUGACAUUCUUGCAUGUGGGACAUCUCAAAUGUUACUUCAACGCAGUGAUAAUCGCUCUCCAUCGCGGUUACAUUCUUGCAACGCCGCAUCACCUCCCCCCAGAGGAUCGUCGCCAAUUAAAACAAAUCGCAAUCCAGAGAUCAAAGGAUGCUGCUGCCGGAACAACUGCCACCCUCAACGCACUCGUGAUGCGCGAUAUGAUUGACGCGUCUCUAAAUAUGCUGAUAAGCUCCAUGAUGCCUGCAAUGCAAAUUCAUUUCUAUGAGAUUGCUAAAUCCCAGAAUCUGGCACGACAACACGCAAGCCAUAAUUUAAAUCUACACAUGAUGAUACUCUCACACCUCAAAGAGACAUUCUGGGCCGCCGAGAUCAUUCACAAGCUGUUUGAUGAUGUUCUGAAAGCACUAGAAAGCAGAGCUUCUGGUGCGAAGCCAAACCGAAAUACUGAGAAAAUACUGGCAAACCCAACCUCGAUGUCGCAGCCAAGCCAAUAUGGAGAGUCCUUCGUGGAUCCCUCCAUGGUACUGGGGUCACCAUCGACUAGUAUUUCUCCAACUACUUUCGAAGAACUGUUCACGACAUUCAGCCAAUUUGACAAUUUGCAGUGUCUGUUCAAUUUUGAGGGAGGCGCCGCAACAAGUUGGGAUUUGCAACCAUCGCUUGACAUGGAUGCAUCAUGCUCAUCAGAAAAUCUCAAUUUCGAGCGACCCUAG